UCGACACACGACACGAACGCAACCACAGUACCACACGGACACGGGCUCGGCCGCUAGACCCACUCAGAGCCGAACCUCUUCCUCUUUCUCUCCUUCCGUCCCCAUGGCGCCCAAGGUUUUAAUGGUCGCGGAGAAGCCCAGCAUCGCGCUCUCCAUCGCCUCCGCCCUCUCCGGCGGCCGCAUGUCUACGCGGAAGGGAAGUACCGAUGUUCACGAGUUUGAUGGGAUGUUUCAGGGCUCUCAGGCAUUCUUCAGAGUGACAUCAGUCAUCGGACAUGUCUUCAGUGUUGAUUUCCCACCUGCAUAUCAGAACUGGGAAGGGACUGAUCCGAUGGACCUUUUUAACGCUCCAGUUCUGAGAUCCGAGAGUAACCCAAAGGCUCAUAUCCACAGGCAUCUAGCCCAGGAAGCUAGAGGCUGCACCUAUUUGGUACUUUGGCUUGACUGUGACCGAGAAGGGGAAAACAUAUGCUUUGAAGUAAUUAGUUGCACCGGGAUUCCUGAGGAUGAGGUUGGCAAAAGAAUAUUUCGAGCUAGAUUCUCAUCUGUUACCGAGAAAGACAUAUCAAAUGCUAUGGAUAAUCUUGUGUUGCCAAACAAAGACGAGGCACUAGCGGUGGAUGCUCGGCAAGAAAUAGACUUGAAGGUAGGAGUAGCAUUUACUCGAUUUCAGACCCGAUAUUUUCAAGGAAAAUAUGGAAAUCUCGACUCAAGAGUCAUUUCGUACGGUCCCUGUCAAACACCUACGCUUGGAUUCUGUGUACAACGCUACCAGCAAAUUAACACAUUCAAACCAGAGAAAUUCUGGUCUUUGAGAGCUUACAUUAUCAAAGAUGGUGAUGAAAUACAGCUAGAAUGGGACAGGAAGAAACUUUUUGAUUUCGAUGUUACUGUAAUGUUCCAAAAGAUGGUAGCCAGUGAUGGAGCUCUAAAAAUAACAGAUAUAUCAGUGAAGGAAGAGUGCAAAGCCCGCCCACCUGGUCUUAAUACGGUGAAUCUGCUUAAGGUUGCAUCAAGUGCGCUAGGUAUCGGACCCCAGACAGCCAUGCAUAUGGCCGAGCGGCUUUACAUUCAAGGAUACAUAAGUUAUCCGCGUACAGAGAGCACUGCCUAUCCCGCGUCAUUUGAUUUUAAAAGUGUACUUUCUACAUUAGCACAUAAUCCUUUGUGGUCCAAUAACGUCCGAACGUUGAUGGAUGCUGGUUUUGUUAAGCCUCGUCAAGGUCAUGAUGUUGGGGACCAUCCCCCGAUUACUCCAAUGCGACUAGCACCAGAAGAAGCUUUGGAAACUGAUGCAUGGAGGCUGUACCAGUACAUAUGCCAGCAUUUUAUUGGCACUGUCAGUCAUGAUUGUAGAUAUACAAGGACUGCAGUUGAGUUCACUUCAGGUGGAGAGAUUUUCCGUUGUGUUGGCCACCGAGUCACUUCCAAAGGAUUUACAUCUAUUAUGCCAUGGCUGGCUGUGGGUGAGAAUAAUCUCCCAACAUUUAAAAAAGGGGACACAAUUAAUAUUCAUAAGGUUGACAUAUACGAGGGAAGCACCACGGCUCCUGAUUACCUUAGUGAGAGUGAAUUGAUCUCUCUCAUGGAAAAGAAUGGCAUAGGCACAGACGCAUCAAUUCCUGUCCAUAUAAACAACAUUUCGGAGCGUAAUUAUGUCCAGGUAAAUUCUGGAAGAAGAUUAGUACCAACAGCCCUGGGAACUACCCUGAUAAGAGGAUAUCAGUGUAUUGAUGCCGAUCUCUGCCUGCCAGAUAUCCGAAGUUUUAUUGAGCAGCAGAUUACUCUAAUUGCAAAAGGCAAAGCUGAUCAUCUUCAAGUCAUUCAACAUGUCCUUCAACAGUUUAUGAGAAAGUACUCUUAUUUUGUGAAGAAGAUUGAAAACAUGGAUACUUUGUUCGAAGCACAGUUUUCACCUCUGGCAGACUCUGGGCGUCUAUUGAGCAAGUGCGGUAAAUGUGGUCGGUAUAUGAAAUAUAUUUCCACUCAGCCAAUGAGGAUGUAUUGUGUAACUUGUGAGGAGGUCUAUUAUCUUCCCCAGAAUGGUUCUAUUAAGCUUUACAAGGAAAUUAUUUGCCCCCUUGAUGGUUUUGAGUUGCUUCUGUUCUCAAUGGUGGGCCCUGAUGCAAAAUCUUUUCCACUAUGCCCCUGUUGCUACAAUAGUCCUCCAUUCGAAGGCAUCGACAAACUUUUCGGUGCACUCAAGCUUGAUGACACCGGCAAGGUUGGGAAAGGGGCUGGCAUGCCGUGCUUCCUUUGCCCGCACCCGACAUGCAAGCAAUCGAUGAUCACUCAGGGAGUUUGCGCCUGUCCAGAGUGUAGCGGUACCCUGAUUCUUGAUCCAGUUAGCGCACCAAAAUGGCGGCUUCUCUGCAACACGUGUAACUGCGUUGUGCUACUCCCACAUGCCGCUCAUAAGAUCACCACCACAGAUAAGAAAUGCCCAACAUGUGAGUCAACUAUCAUUGAAGUCGACUUCAACAAGAAAGCCACCCCUCUUGAAGAUGGAGCUACUUUGCAUGAGGGUUGUAUCUUGUGUGAUGAGCUGUUACAUUCCCUCGUUGAGAUGAAGCAUGGGAAGUCGUUCUUUAUGCGGAGAGGCAGGGGGAGAGGUAGGGGUAGGGGACGAGGGAGAGGCGGCCGGGGUAUGGGAAGGCGGGGGAACUCGAGACACGGCGAUCCUAAGAUGAGCUUCAGAGAUUUCUAAUUAGCCUAUUUGUUUUUGACCUGUAACCCUACUCUGUAAGACAUGAUGAUCCAUAUAGUGUUAUCUUCUGUUGCAUCUAGCAAAGUUUAUGCGUAAA
Molecule: messenger RNA, 2804 nt
Organism: Triticum urartu
Lineage: Eukaryota; Viridiplantae; Streptophyta; Magnoliopsida; Poales; Poaceae
Product: DNA topoisomerase, type IA, core
Biological process (GO): DNA repair; DNA topological change; DNA recombination
Cellular component (GO): nucleus
Molecular function (GO): DNA binding; DNA topoisomerase type I (single strand cut, ATP-independent) activity
Source: RefSeq, a predicted model, not a curated record